CUGAAAUGAGCACUUUCUCUCUGUCUUUGGUGAAAACAAACCCUCAACUAUUACAAAAUACAACCUCAGUGACUACACCGUCUACAUCAGAAAGUACUACAACUCUGAAACUACAAUACACUUCAAGUUGAACUUGAGCUGUGAAGUACCACGACUAUCUUUUCAGCUAUUCCAAUAUCUUGACAUGGACAGAAGAUCAGACUCAAGAAACCAGGGAUUUUGGCCAAUGCAGUUUGGUGCUGCAUCAUACGGCCCAAACAGUCUGGCUGCAGUGCGGCUGCAGCACUGCGAGCAGUCUCCUAACUCAGUUGUGCAGGGACUCAGAGAUGCCCUGUACUCUGCCAUCACUGAGAUAAAGUCUCUCAAGGAAGAAAACAAAGCCCUGAAGGAGCAGGUCGGUCUGCUGGAACACAGGCAGGUGGAAGUGAGCCAGCUCCAAGAGGAGCUCAAACAAAAAGAUGACCUCCUCAAAAGGGUCACCGAAAAAAGGCAGGCUAGAACAAGAGCCCAUGUGGAGACCCUGGACCUGCUGACGCAGAUGGAGAAGGAGCUGAAGAAGAGUGAAGAGAGGUGGAAGAGCACAUGUGAUGCUCUGGAGGCGAGUCUCAUGUCUAAGAACAACCAGCUGCAGAAUCUCACUUUCAGCACAAAGGAGCACAAGCAGUAUGAGAGAAUUGCUAGAGAGGAGGAAGAGGAGAGAAAUGAGAAGAAAAGACAGGAAGCCAAAGAAAAGAUGGAGGAAAAAGAAAAAAACCCCUACCUCUACCCUUUACCUACCUCACCCACACCCCUCUUGCUCCUGAAACCCCUACACCACCCCUCCCCCUUUCUACCCCCCUAA
Molecule: messenger RNA, 841 nt
Organism: Micropterus salmoides (largemouth bass)
Lineage: Eukaryota; Metazoa; Chordata; Actinopteri; Centrarchiformes; Centrarchidae
Product: inner centromere protein A-like
Exons: 4
Coding region: 185-841 (218 amino acids)
Source: RefSeq, a predicted model, not a curated record